Messenger RNA from Microthlaspi erraticum, 408 nucleotides. Lineage: Eukaryota; Viridiplantae; Streptophyta; Magnoliopsida; Brassicales; Brassicaceae. The record is from the annotation of a GenBank genome assembly.
AUGCAAAAGUCCAUGGACAAGAUGGUGAGCAAGAUCAAGAGUUUGGAGAAGAAAGUCUCUGGUUCUUCAUCCAAGAAGAAGAAGGCAACCAUGGCCCCCACAUUCCCAAGGAGUAGAUCUCUCCUCACCACUCCAAGGAGGCUUCCUGCCCAAGAGCCUCACAGAGCCUCAUCAUUUGAGCCAAGGGAAGGAGAGACAACUCGCAGAGGAGGAGGAAGAGUUCCAAAGGCCGACGCUCCAACUCGACCACUGGACUCGAUCGAGUCCAAACAGAGGAAACUCAACUCGAUCGAGCUGAUGGUCGAGUCAGCCUUGAGGAAUCAGAUUCGAGAACCCUGGGUUCAAGUACGAUCCGACACCUUACCAGGAGUGCCCUCGGAGCAGAUGGAACCCCUAUGGCUAGUAUGA